AUGAUUCGAAUUAAUGAAGAUCAAGUCCGAGUGACCAAUAUCGUGGAUGUCGACUUGGGAAAGGAUCAUGCAACGGUAUUACACGAUGUAAAUCUUAAAACGCGUCCAACUCUAUUACACUGUCAUCGACAUGAUGAUACAUUCGAUUUUGCGGCACGAAAUCGUAUCAUUGCUGUACUUAUUCUUUGUAUCGUUUUCAUGAUCAUUGAAAUUAUUGGUGGCAUGCUUUCGAAUUCUACGGCAGUCAUGGUUGACGCUAUCCAUAUGACGACCAAGCAACCAACGAAACGACUUUCAUUUGGUUAUCACCGAGCAGAAGUUCUUGGAGCGCUAUCGAGCGUUUUGAUUCUAUGGUUUGGUACCGGCUUUCUUGUCUAUAUGGCUAUUGGCCGUUGUGUUGAUCAGAGUUUCGAAGUGAAACCGAAUGAAAUGAUUGUGAUCGCUUCAUGUGGUGUUCUAUUCAACAUUGUGAUGUUUUCUGUGUUGCAUACCAAUAUUGGUGAUCACUCCAUUUCACAUCAUGGGCAUUCACAUCGAAAUAAAUAUGAGCAUUUAGAGGAAAACCAUGGUAUUCAAACUCCUAACAGUGACGUUCUAUCGAUUGAGAUUGCAUCGCCCGACCAUCAGCACUCGCAUUCACAUUCACAUCAUAAACCAUCAAAGUCAUCCAACAAUAUCAACGUCCGAGCAGCCGUCAUCCAUGUCAUCGGCGACUUUGUUCAGAGUGUUGGCGUCCUCUGCGCUGCCAUACUCAUCAAGCUCAAACCUGAAUACAAACUAGCCGAUCCGAUUUGUACUUUCAUCUUCUCAAUCUUGGUUCUCAUCACCACGAUCACAAUCAUGCGUGAUAUUGUUGUCGUUCUCAUGGAAGGUGUUCCAUCACAUGUCAACUACAGUGGCAUCGUAGACGAUCUUCUUCGUUUGCCAGAUGUUCGAAAUGCUCAUAGUCUUCACAUCUGGUCAUUGUCAACUCAAAAGGUGGCAUUAUCUGUUCAUAUAGCGAUAGAAAACGAAGGUGAUUCGAUGAGAGUACUGACUGAAGCACAAGAAAUGCUUCGUCGUGAUCAUGGAAUCAGUCGAUCGACGAUACAAAUCGAAAUUCAUGAUGUAGAAACUGUAAAUUCCUUGACCGGCUACCGGCGAUCUGACCUCUGA
This is a messenger RNA of Adineta ricciae, 1155 nucleotides long. The record is from the annotation of a GenBank genome assembly. NCBI's taxonomy places the organism in Eukaryota, Metazoa, Rotifera, Eurotatoria, Adinetida, Adinetidae.